Aspergillus aculeatus ATCC 16872 is the source of this 2799-nucleotide messenger RNA. It is a transcript of the gene exgO, whose product is annotated as exo-beta-1,3-glucanase Exg0. The record is from RefSeq and is a predicted model, not a curated record. Lineage: Eukaryota; Fungi; Ascomycota; Eurotiomycetes; Eurotiales; Aspergillaceae. The transcript has 3 exons. Bases 1 to 2799 code for a protein of 932 amino acids.
AUGCUUUUCGCAGCCCACAUGCUGCUGUUGCUCGGCCUGCCGGCCGGGCUGGUCUCUGCUGUUCCCAUGAAGGGGGGCUUGGAAGCCCGCGGGGAGUUGAAGGCUCGCGACUCGACCUACUGGGUGGCUGAUAUCACACGUCAAGGCACUGUGCCUUUUGGUAACAGCUCGAGCUACCAGAUUUUCCGCAAUGUCAAGGACUUUGGUGCCACUGGUGAUGGUUCUACUGAUGACACCGAUGCUAUCAACAAGGCGAUCUCCUCCGGCAACCGGUGCGGCCAGGGCUGCGAUUCCUCGACUACAACUCCGGCUCUUGUGUACUUCCCUCCCGGCACAUAUGUUGUAUCAACGCCCAUUGUGCAGUACUACUACACGCAGCUCGUUGGCGACGCCAACCAGCUCCCUGUACUCAAGGCGUCAGCCAGCUUCACUGGCAUGGCUGUGAUUGAUGCGGACCCCUACACCAACACUGGCGCCAAUUGGUAUACAAACCAGAACAACUUCUUCCGUGCCAUCCGCAACUUUGUCAUUGACCUCACCGCCAUGCCUGAAUCCUCCGGUGCCGGUAUUCAUUGGCAAGUUGGCCAAGCCACCAGUCUGCAGAACAUCCGGUUCGAGAUGAUUAAGGGAGGAGGUAACGCCAACAAGCAGCAGGGUAUUUUCAUGGACAAUGGAUCUGGCGGCUUCAUGUCAGAUUUGACUUUUAACGGUGGUAACUAUGGUGCCUUCCUGGGUAAUCAGCAGUUCACGACCCGCAACCUGACUUUCAAUGAUUGUAACACUGCCAUUUACAUGAACUGGAACUGGGCCUGGACCUUCAAGUCUGUCACCAUUAACAACUGCGGUGUCGGUCUAAACAUGUCCGCUUCUCCCUCGAACCAGACUGUUGGCUCCGUCUUAAUGCUGGAUAGCAAGUUUACCGGCACACCCAUUGGUAUUGUGACUGCUUUCAGCUCUGACAGUAUUCCUACCGGUGGUGGCGCUCUCGUUCUUGAUAACGUUGACUUCACUGGUUCCAGCGUCGCUGUGGCCAGUGUUUCCGGCAGCACGAUUCUGGCGGGUGGCUCUGUCAUCGACAACUAUGUCCAGGGUAACGCCUACACUCCCUCCAGCACGCUCAAGAAGCGCUCGCCUGCUGUUGAAAUCAUUGUCGAAACCAUCACCACGACCAUCGAGGUUUGUCCUGCGGAUUACCCGACCGGAUCUGCAGCCUCCGCCUUCCACACGGCUGCUACUGAAGCUACACUGAAUGGUGCCGAGGCCACUGCUUCUGGCUCUGAUGCCCAGGCUUCUUCACCCGCAGGCGGAUCAUCCCAAUCAUCCGCUCAACAAUCUUCUCCUGCCGGUGACUCUUCUGCAUAUGGCUCUCAGUCGAGCUCUGUCGCGCAGCAAUCUUCUCCGGUUGGUGGAUCUUCGGGCUCGAGUGCCCAGCAGUCCUCUGCUGCCGGCUAUUCUGCCAGUACGACCCAUGUUCAAGGCUCAUCUGCCGCUGUUGCUACGUCCGCGGCCGCCUCCUCUGCCCACGCUUCUGGUUCUUCCGGAUCUGGUACCUGCACCUACAAGACGGUCACCAAGACUCGCCUCGAGACCACCGUGGCAUCCCCAGCCAAGCCCAGCGCCCUUUUGAACAGUGACGGUUCCCUGUUCGAGAAGUCCAAGCCUUUGUAUGAGGACUACGCUGCUUCCUCUUUCAUCAGUGUCAAAUCCGCUGGUGCCAAGGGUGACGGCUCUACCGACGAUACCGCUGCCAUCCAAAAGGUCCUUGACUCGUGCACAGACGAUCAGAUUGUCUAUUUUGACCACGGUGCCUACAUCAUCACUGAUACCAUCAAGGUCCCCAAGAAUAUCAAGAUCACCGGUGAAAUCUGGCCAAUGCUGAUGGCGUAUGGUGACAAGUUUUCCGACGCGGAGAACCCCAUCCCCAUGCUCCAGGUUGGUGAGGUUGGCGAGAGCGGCUCCGUUGAAAUCAGCGACUUGAUUGUCGAGACCAAGGGUCCUGCUCCUGGCGCCAUUUUGAUUCAGUGGAACCUCAAUGCCGACUCACAAGGCUCGGCGGGUAUGUGGGAUGUUCACGCUCGUAUCGGUGGAUCGGCAGGCACUGAACUUCAGAGCGAUACCUGCACCAAGACCCCUGACCAGACCACCACCCCCAACUCCGACUGUGUUGGCGCUUUCCUCCUUUUCCACGCCACCGAGCAGUCCAGCGUUUACCUUGAGAACACCUGGUUCUGGACUGCCGACCACGAGCUCGACUUGUCAGACCACAACCAGAUCAAUAUCUACAAUGGCCGUGGAGUUCUCCUUGAGACUCAAGAGUCCGCAUGGUUGUAUGGUACCGCUUCUGAGCACAACCAGCUCUACAACUACCAAGUCUCCAAUGCCAAGAAUGUCUUUAUGGGUCUCAUCCAGACUGAGACGCCCUAUUACCAGGCGAAUCCCAAUGCCCUUACUCCCUUCACUCCCAACACCACCUGGAACGACCCUGAUUUCUCCUACUGCACCACCGACUCAUGCCGCAAGGCCUGGGGUCUUCGUGUUCUCAGCAGCUCGGAAACGUAUGUUUACGGUGCGGGUCUUUAUAGCUUCUUCGACAACUACUCCCAGACCUGUCUCGACACGGAGUCCUGCCAGGAGAACAUCGUGGAAGUGGACUGCUCCGAUGUGCACAUUUAUGGUCUCAGCACCAAGGCCAGCACCAACAUGGUGACUUCGGCAAGUGGAGAAUCGCUGGUGCCUCAAGAGGGCAACGAGAGCAACUUCUGCUCGACGAUCGCGUUAUUUGAGUUCUCGUCCUCCUAG